AUUCGCGAAUAUAUUAGGUGGUAUGAAACUGUCAUUAACAGUUAUCCGCAGCGAUUCGUAGUAACAAUCUCGCUAGUGUGUUAAAUCAAAUUUCAGCAGGUAUUUUGCAAACAAAUUGCAACGACAAUUUGAAAUAACAAUGGAAUAUUGGUCGAUAUUGUUAUCAAUCGUGAUUAGUGCACUUGGCAUUCAUUAUCUGUUUAGAAAUUACAAUUUCUUCAAAAGACACGAUGUGAUUCACGUACCAUCUGUUCCAAUACUGGGCAACAUGACAUCGGUUAUAUUUCGCCGAAUAUCAAUGGCUGAUUUUAUUUGCAAGAUAUAUAAUUUCAAUCCGGACGCAAAAUACUUUGGAUUCUAUGCCAUGACAAAUCCGAUUUUUCUACUUCGCGAUCCAGAAAUAAUUAAAUCUAUUCUUGUGAAGAAUUUCGAAGCAUUUCAUAAUCGUCGCAGUUUGAGUGUUUUGAACGAACCCUUGUUUGCGAACAAUCUGCUUUUUCUUCAUGGACAAAAGUGGCGGGAUGUGCGAACUCUAUUAAGUCCCUCUUUUACAUCUAGCAAGAUGAAAAUGAUGUUUACCUUGAUGUCGGAAUGCGCUGUGGAUUUUGCUAAUUUUCUUUCCACAUCGAUACCAGGAGAAAAAAGCGACAUGAAUAUGAAAGACGUCUUCACUAAAUAUACGAACGAUGUCAUCGCUACGUGUGCUUUUGGAAUCAAGAUCAAUUCUAUGAAGGAUCCAACGAACAAGUUUUAUGUUUACGGGAAAGAAGCGACCAACUUCCCCAUUAUGAAAAUUAUUUUUCUUUUGACUUUUCGAACGUUCGGUCGAAUUUUUAAUGUAAAAAUUAUAAGCAGUCACAUAUCGAAUUUCUUUAAAGAUAUUAUAAGAACUACUAUCGCUACACGUGAUGCUGAAAACAUUAUUCGUCCGGAUAUGAUCCAAUUGAUGAUGGAUAUCAGAGGUAAAAGAGAACGUAAAGAGCUUGACAUCGAUGACAUGGCUGCGCAAGCAUUUAUUUUUUCCUUCGCUAGCUUUGAAACUACUUCAACCACAAUAUCUUUCGUUGCUCACGAAAUUGCAACUAAUCCAGACGUUCAAGUGAAAUUGCGGCAGGAAAUUGAUCAAAUAUUAGAAGAAUCGAAUGGACAAGUGACUUUUGAAAUUAUUAAUCAGUUUCAAUACUUAGAUGCAAUAAUAAAGGAAACUCUUAGAUUAUAUCCAGCCAUUAUCUUAGAAAGAGUAUGUGAUGAGACUUAUGAAUUACCACCCGCGUUACCAGACGAGAAGCCUUUCACUAUGAAGAAAGGUAUGACUGUUUGGAUUCCGGCUUAUGCGAUCCAUCAUGAUGCAAAGUAUUAUGAUGAUCCAGAAAAGUUUCGUCCUGAAAGAUUUUUAGACAAUAAGAUGUAUCACAACUCUCCAUGCUAUAUGCCGUUUGGAUUAGGGCCGAGAAUGUGUAUAGCGAAUAGAUUUGCUAUGCUAGAGGUAAAAGUCUUACUUUUUCAUCUAUUAGCACGAUGUGAGCUAAAACCUUGUGCAAAAACAACAAUACCAUUAAAAUUCAGCAAAAAAGGUGUAAUGCUAAAGCCGGAAGGUGGAUUUUGGUUAAAUGUUCAAUGCAGAAGCGAUAUGCAUCCUGUACUUCAAUCAACAAUCACUAACAGUGUUGCAAAAUCUUAA
Messenger RNA from Camponotus floridanus (Florida carpenter ant), 1681 nucleotides. Its product is annotated as cytochrome P450 9e2-like. Lineage: Eukaryota; Metazoa; Arthropoda; Insecta; Hymenoptera; Formicidae. The record is from RefSeq and is a predicted model, not a curated record. Gene Ontology annotation, molecular function: monooxygenase activity; oxidoreductase activity, acting on paired donors, with incorporation or reduction of molecular oxygen; heme binding. The transcript has a single exon. The coding region runs from base 140 to 1681 and encodes 513 amino acids.